Messenger RNA from Kuraishia capsulata CBS 1993, 573 nucleotides. RefSeq lists its product as uncharacterized. The transcript has 2 exons. Bases 1 to 573 code for a protein of 190 amino acids. Lineage: Eukaryota; Fungi; Ascomycota; Pichiomycetes; Pichiales; Pichiaceae. The record is from RefSeq and is a predicted model, not a curated record.
AUGUCAGAGAUUAAGUCUGUUUUGCAAAAGUGGUCGCCUGAAAGAUUGGCCCUGUUCCUCACCCUCAGAGGUGUUGAAGUCCCAGUGGGAAUUACCAGAGAUGCGUUGAUUGACCUUGCCAUCGAAAAGAGGGACGUUCCUAUCAUCUACGUCAAGGCAAGCAAGACUCUCUUCCGUGAGCUCACCCACGAGCAAUUGGUGCUCUAUUUGGAAGCGAGAGGAUAUGUAGUCUUGUUCAAGGGGAAGCUUGUUCCUGGAUUCCCGGACGCUCAUAUAGAUUUCCAAGAGGCCGAGCUUUUGAAGGGUGCUAUCAAGGACUUCGAGAAGAACUAUUCUUCAGACUCUGAAGAGAUCAACUUCCAGCUCCAAAAGAUUCUAACCAGGAAGUACGUUUUGCGCUCCAAGUCGAAAGAUUUCGUGCAGAAUCUUACACUUGGUGCUUAUGGCACAAAAAACAUCGAGCUUUUGCUGGCCAAAUUCGGGGUUGAUUACCAGCCAAUUUCCUCGCAGGAAGACUUGUGGAAGGUUGCCAGGGACUCGAUUAACUUCUUUGGAACUGGUGAGGUUUACUAG